AAGAAAGCGGAGGAGGGAAAUCUCCCUGAAGUGGGCUUGGGAGAGAGGCCCAUCCAUGUUUUCUUUCGAAAUAUUCUUUUACCGAUCACAAAUAGGCGGCAAAAUGCUGCAGAAGCUGUAUGAUUUCCCUCCCAACGAAGAACCAGUUGCCAGCUACCAUGGAAUUAGAGCAUCAUCAUCAACAACAACAACAACAACAACAAGAAGAAGACCCAUUUAUUGCAUUCGUGGAUUACGCGAGAUCCGUGUUGUCGCCCGUUGAAGAAGAAGAAGAAGGAGAAGAAAAUAUUGGAAAUGGUGGACCUGGGUGGAGCUGGAUCGCGUCUCGGAUCCUAAAGACAUGUAUCGCUUAUUCAAGUGGAGUCACACCUGCUAUACUUCUCUCAGAUCUCUCUCAGGCUUGGAAUGAACAUAACAGGACAGGGGCAGCAAAGAAAAGAAGGCCAGAAAUUAUUAUGAAGAAGAAGCAUCAUAGGAGAAUUAAGCUCCCUAAUACUGUUACAAUUGACUCCAUUUAUGAGAAGAAUUUUCUUUCUCUAAAUAGCAUCUUGGAAGCUGUUGUUCUUGAUGCUUUUCUGCUCCCUGGUACAAAUAUCUAUAUGCUUACUUUGGGUGACUUUUGGAGCUCAAACACCAUUGACCUUUAUCUCCACAGAAGAUACUAUGAUUUGAUGGAUCCUCAUAGUGGAAUCUUGAAGAAGGGGAGGGAAGUGUUCCUCACUGGAUGCUAUCUCAGAACUGCCAGGGAAGGAUCCGGGUGUCCCCGACUUCUGCCUACAGAAUAUCUUGUGCUAUUGUUAGAUGAUGAUCAGGAUGAUGAUGCCAUGCUGAUAGCAGCUCAGUUUUGUUCAGAUUCUUUCUCUUCCAUCUCUUCUCAUGAGGCUAACAAUGGGGUUUCUUAUUCAUUAUAUGCAAGGAUUGAAUCUAUUGAAUCAAUGGAAGUCAAAGGAGUGUUUGGUAAUGUACAGAGGAAACAAAUCACUCUCGCUGACAAUGAUGGUGUCCAGCUCAAAUUUCUCUUAUGGGGUGAGCAGGUUCUCCUGGCCAAUCUUUUCAGUAUUGGAAGCAUGCUUGCACUUGAUAGACCGUAUAUUGCCAGUUCGAAAGAGAGUGGCAUUGAAACGACAAGUGAAUUUUGUCUUGAAUAUGGUAGCGCAACACAACUGUUUUUGGUGCCUUUCGUUCAUCAUGAAGAACAAGUGUAUGUACCCUUGACACAAAACCGAUAUCAAGGAUCAAAGCUGAUGAGUGCAUCAGAUCCUAGUCAGGGAUCUAAAGUUUCACAAGUGUCUUUGCCCUGUAAUUCUCAGGGGUCUAUUGACUUUACCAAUUAUCCAUUUCGAUCAUUUGUAAUUGAUCUUCGCGAGAAGAUGACUAGCAUCAGCCUUUAUGGUAUUGUUACAGACAUUUUCUGUGAAAGAAAUACCCCAGAAAUUGUUUUCUCUUUAAAGAUUGAGGAUGCGACAGGGGCAAUUUGGGCAAAGCUACACUUUGCUAAAUCUUGGUCUCUGGGGAGAUUGGGCCUCGGUCACAAAGUCUAUGUAUCUGGUUUGUCAUGCUAUAAGACAAAACAUAACGGUCUUGAAGUAUCAUGGUUUGAAAAUGAAGCUGGAGCUAUGUUCGUGAACCUUAGUUGCUUGCCAGCAUUGUUAAACUCAUCUUGUCUUCAACAAUUAUUUUGCCUCUCUGAUCUAUCCUGUGAUGCUAGUUGCACAUAUAUUUGUCGAGUUCGGCUCGAUCAAGUUGAUCAAUGCCAUGUCAGUACAAGAUUUGCACAUUCUCUUUGUGGUCAUGCUGUUAACCAGACACCUGGUGGAUUCGUUGAGUGCAGUUUCUGUAAUUGCAAUUGUAAUGAUGAAGUUGUACGCACUUUCCACUUGAAGAUCACUCUUGCGGAUGAGAGUGCAAAGAUUUUUGCAUGGUGCACAGGCCACACUGCAUCUGAGUUGCUGCAAAUAUCUCCUGAUGAAUUCUAUGAGCUCCCUGAGGAUGAACAGUUUAUGUACCCUUCUUCACUAGAGAAUGAGAGCUUCAUUGUUGCAUUAGUAAAUAGCAAGAGAGAGGACUAUGGCAGUCGAGGUCUAGCCCUGGAGACUGAUACCGUUUCUUGGGAAAUAACUCGUGCUCUAAGGUAUGAAUAGCAUUGUGCAAAUAAGAUUAAGAUAAAAGGAAAUUCCUCAGAAUCAACAACAAGGUGAUGAUACUUCAGCACUGAAAAGAGGAGAUGAUGCUAGUCUCAAUAAUGUUGGGGUCGCAAAUUCUUCUUUGUGAAGGUCAAUCUGAUACGAAAUUGAGUUUGCUAGUAAAUGCAGGGCUGAGUUACAACAUUUAUUCAUCCUUUUAAAUUUUAUAUCUUUAUAUUAUUCAACCGUUGGAUCUGAUAUGCUUUUUAUUAUACAUUUAAAAUUUUAAUGAUUGUCAUG
Messenger RNA from Ricinus communis (castor bean), 2423 nucleotides. RefSeq lists its product as uncharacterized. The record is from RefSeq and is a predicted model, not a curated record. Lineage: Eukaryota; Viridiplantae; Streptophyta; Magnoliopsida; Malpighiales; Euphorbiaceae. Bases 120 to 2141 code for a protein of 673 amino acids. The transcript has 13 exons.